This is a messenger RNA of Anopheles moucheti, 801 nucleotides long. RefSeq names its product small ubiquitin-related modifier 3-like. Gene Ontology annotation, biological process: protein sumoylation. The coding region runs from base 102 to 386 and encodes 94 amino acids. The transcript is spliced from 3 exons. Lineage: Eukaryota; Metazoa; Arthropoda; Insecta; Diptera; Culicidae. Gene Ontology annotation, molecular function: ubiquitin-like protein ligase binding; protein tag activity. The record is from RefSeq and is a predicted model, not a curated record. Gene Ontology annotation, cellular component: nucleus.
GCAUCUGGUGGCAGUGGACGCUUGUGCGGUCUGAAGUUCCUUGUGGAAGCAAAAAGUCUGUUUCGUUGUUAAGCGUAGCUCCGUUGUGUGUAGGAAAAAAGAUGGCUGACGAAAAGAAGGUUGCGAAAGGCUCUGAGACCGAACAUAUCAACCUGAAGGUACUGGGACAGGACAAUGCGGUGGUACAGUUCAAAAUUAAAAAGCACACACCACUUCGCAAGCUUAUGAACGCCUACUGCGAUCGUGCGGGUCUUUCGAUGCAGGUAGUGCGCUUCCGAUUCGACGGGCAACCAAUCAACGAAAAUGAUACACCGACAACGCUGGACAUGGAGGAAGGCGACACAAUUGAAGUCUACCAGCAACAGACCGGCGGCGGCACGGCUUAAAAUGUAACGUCCUAGCAGAAGGGGAGAGCGAGUGCGUUACUAGUUUUAAGCUUUUUUUACAUUUAAAUUUAACAAGUGGGUAUUGGAGUGAGUUACUCAUAAUUUUUAAUUUUGUUCAUUUCCACGGCUUGGUCAACCGAGCUGCAAAGGAAACCAAAAGAUUUAUUUCUAUAACAUCACCCCCAUUCUGGGCGAAACAAAAUCUAAGUUUGGUAAAUACUGACAACAGAAAGAGUAACGAUAUCAGAGCAGUUGUAAUGUAAUUUCGUAACUAACAUCAGAUUGCACGUAUAUAAGGCUGUACGCGUAGCCUGAGCCAUUGGAAAACCUUGCAUUUAUUCAACUGAUGGAUCUGAACUUUACGAGAAUGAUGUUACAUGGAAAAUAAAGACAACUGAAUUUAUAAAGGACGAAA